AUGAAACGUGUAUAUAAAUCUGGGGCCGCAAAAAAGGCAGAAAGAAAUAAAAAAGCAUUAUUAGCGAUCCAAUCAUCCCCACAUCAAAAAAAAUUAAGUUUUCCUACACUGGAACAAGUGCAGCGUGUUGCUGAGAAUAGUACGAAAAUGAAUAAGAAUUUCUUGUUUUUUAAUAAGCAUCCUAUACAACCUAUAAUGACUACUAAAGGUAAACUUAAUUUUAAAAGAAUUUAUUAUAAAGAGUUGCCAAAUGGCGAAGUGGUUCAAAGAAAAUGGAUAUCCUACUGUAUAGAAACAAAUUGUUUAUAUUGUUCUAAUUGUAUGGCUUAUGGAAAGCCAGUUAAUUUUGGAGAAAAAGAAUCAAAGUUCAUAAGUGGGUAUAAAUCUGAUAUUAAAUUACAAAAAUGCCUUUAUCGUGAUAUAGUGAGACAUGAAAAUUCACUAUUCCAUCAGAAUUCAUCAUGUACUGCAGUCCGUUUUCAAUUAAAUAAAGAUAUUGAGUGUAUUAUAAAUCGUGAUGUCAUGGCAAAAAGGUCUCAAGAAGUACAAAAUCGAAGACAAGUGCUUGAACGACUAAUAGAUAUUGUUAUUUUUAUUGGUCGUCAAGGCAUCCCAUAUCGAGGUAAAGCAGCAAAUUCUUUAAAAAAUAUUGAAGUAAACCAUGGUAAUUUUUUAGAACUAGUCAUGUUAAUUUCUAAAUAUGAUACUAUUUUAAAUCAACAUGUUAAAAUGUCAAUAACUCUUAGUGAAAAAGCUAAGUCUAAAAAAGGUCGUGGAUCUUUUAUUACAUUCAUGUCCAAAACUUUUAUAAAUAGUAACAUAAUUAUACCAAUUGGAGCAGCAAUUCAAGGUACAAUUGUUAAAGAAAUUAAAGAGUGUAUUAAGUUUAGUAUAAUGAUUGAUAGCACUCAGGAUGUAAGUGUUAUGGAUCAAUUAGCAAUAUGUGUCCGGUAUAUUUUCAAUGGUGUUGUGCAAGAACGAUUAUUAAAUUUGGUUGUUUGCCAUAACUCUAGUGGUAUUGGCCUUUUUAACUUAUUAAAAGAAGAAUUAAAAAAACUAGGAUUAAUGUUAAAUGACAUUGUUGCAUGUUCAUUUGAUGGCGCCGCCAACAUGAAAGGUAUUUAUAAUGGUUUACAGGCCCAUUUAAAAAGUGUAAAUCCAAACAUUGUGUACACACACUGUAUGGGGCAUGUAUUAAAUUUGGUAAUGAGUGAAUGUAGUACUGACAUUAAUUUGGCUGAAGACUUAUUUGGAUUAGUAGAGCAGACGGCUGUUUUUUUAUCAGAUUCCCACAAACGAAUGGAAACUUGGACAUCUAUUACUAGUGUAAAACAUACUGGUCAUGAUAAACUUUAUAGACUCCAAAAAAAUUGGUGCAACUAG
Messenger RNA from Acyrthosiphon pisum (pea aphid), 1383 nucleotides. RefSeq lists its product as uncharacterized. The record is from RefSeq and is a predicted model, not a curated record. Lineage: Eukaryota; Metazoa; Arthropoda; Insecta; Hemiptera; Aphididae. The coding region runs from base 1 to 1383 and encodes 460 amino acids. The transcript has 2 exons.